GUGCACACAGCAUGAAACUUGCAUUAUGACAUUAAGUGGCAAUACUUGUGCUAUCAUUUGUGAUAAUGGACGUUAUGCUGUAGUAGAUUCCCAUGCACGCUCCGCAGACGGCAUGGUAGACCCGACAGGACAGAGUGUAGUUCUGUACUUUGCGAACCUUGAUAAUGUUUUUCAACAUUUUCAGAGGUUUGCUAGUGAACUGGUGGGAUCUCAGAGGUUAUUUGAGAUCACUGGAGUGGAUAUUGUUCAGAUGGACACAUUUAAAAAUGUAUCUGAACAAACAGAUGACAUUGACAUAAACCCUGUUAUUUUUGUUAGUGAUGCUAGUACUAAAGAUUUUCAUUUCAGUCCCGUUUCUACAGACGUGUCACAGGCGUUGAGUAAAUGUCUGAAUGUGAAGUCUGCGAUGGUUGAAUCAUCUCCUGUUCCUUCAUGUAGCACAAGUGUGGUUAACGUUGAUGAUGACAACAGUAUUGUAAACAAUGAUACAAUUUUAAGCUCACUUACAGGAUCAUUUAAUCAGAGCGAUGGGCGUUUUAAAUAUGGCGGCGUUCAGUGUGCAGCAAUAAGUCUUGUUGCUUUAACUAAGCACAACAUACAAAGUGUUUUUUCAUGGGAUUUUGCCAUGUUAGACAAUGUUGUUGUUUUGGGCGAUGAGCUGUACACAUAUUUACGCGACAGUGAUCUAAUAAGUGCUGGGAAUGUGUUUCUUUCUGUCCCAGAAUUGCCAAAGGAAAUCGUUAUGGGCAAACAGACUUUUAAGUUGAAUUAUGGGGAUUUUGUUUGUGGAAAUGUAGAUAUCGUUGAAGGUGAACUUAUAAAUGCUGGAGUGUACACUAGUCUUUGGGAUGGUUUGAAUAAGAUGUGUACACAAUAUGAAACAUGUUUUUUUACACUUGGAGACAAUACUUGCGCUUUACUUAGUGAAGAUGGACAUUAUGCUAUUGUUGAUUCACAUGCUCGUUCUGCAGAUGGAAUGGUUGACCCAAACGGUAAAAGUGUAAUUCUAUACUUUAGUAGUCUUGACAAUGUUUUUAGAUAUAUUCAGAGGUUUGCCAGUAAAUUAAAUGGAACUCAGAAGUUGUUUGAGAUCAGUGGAGUUAACAUUGUUCAGAUGGACACAUUGAAAAAUGUUUCUGAACAAACAAGGUUGCCUCCAACAACAGGAAAGGAGGUUAGACGUGAAGAGUCAUUUCCACUCUCGGAACCAAAAAAGUUACAGACAGAUGACACCGACAUAAACCCUGUUGUUUUUGUUAGUGAUGUUAGCACUAAAGAUUUUCAUUUCAAUCCCAUUUCUAGGGACGUGUCUCAGGUGUUGAGUAAACGUCUGAAUGUGAAGUCGGCAAUGGUUGAUGAAUCAUCUCGUGUGAUUGGUGAAUUGGGUGUACCAUGCAUGAAUAAAUCAAUAGUGGCAGAUGGAAACUGUUUUUUUAGAGCACUUAGUCAAGCUGUUUCUAGCACCCAGGAAUAUCAUAGAAAAAUCCGUCUUGCUUUGGUCAAUCAGUUAAAAAAGAAUCCUCAAAUGUAUCAAACCAUUUUAAGAAGUGAGUAUUCCUCGGUUUCGCAGUACCUCACCUCAUCCAGGAUGCAGUACGUUGGCAGUUGGGCAACUGAAGUGGAAAUUCAAGCUGCUGCUGAUUAUUUUGGCAUUAACAUAUUUACUUACUGUAAUGAUAAAUGGCUUAAAUAUACAUCCAACAGCAUCUUUUCACAGCAGGCUGUUUAUUUGGAGAAUAGUAAUGGUAACCAUUAUGAGACAGUGGUUUGUGUAAAACAACCUAACACAGGAACUUGUUAUGGUUAUUGUGGCCCUGUAAAUAGUAUUUCUGGUAGAUACAAUACUCGACAUGCCCCUACAGAACAUUUAAAAUGUUCAGUAGAAACUGUCACACUUGAGCCGAGUUCCAUAGAUACAGAUGGUGUUAGUGUUGUUCAUUCAAAUACUUUAUUUACUCCUCUGUCUGCAGAUUUUUGUAAAACUCUGUGUAAUCGGUUGAAAAUAGAUUUUGAGAAACACAAUUCUCAAGAAUCCACAUCAGGUGGGCCUUUAGGAAAUGUGUGUAAGACAGAACAUAUUAUUGAAGAUGGUAACAGCUUUUUUAGAGCUGUAGCUCAUGUAAUUAGUGGGUCACAGAAGGGCCAUCGUAAGAUCAGACUCGCUGUUGUUUCUUAUAUGUCCAAAAAUGCUGAAGAGUGUGAGAAGUUUCUGGGAAAAGAACAUGCUUCUGUGUCAGAAUACAUAAAAAAGUCACAGAUGAAUUAUGUCGGUCACUGUGCUACAGAAGUAGAAUUUAGAACUACAGCCAGUGUUUUAGGAUUACCCAUAUUUAUCAACAAUGGCACAGAGUGGGUCAAAUAUAGUUCUCAAACUGGUAAUUUUGUCACUGAGGGACUAUAUUUGUCAAACUGUAAUAAUCAUUUUGAGCCCGUUCUUUGCAUAAGACUGGGUAAUAAAGAAACAUGUUUUGGGUUUUGUAAAGUUGAUUCUUUGUCAGACAACGUAAACAAAUGCAGAAGGUCAACUAUGAUGCAGUUAAAUGCUGACCCAAACAUGGAAAAGAUGAAAACGAGGAAGAGUUUUUCCAGAUAUUUAAAGCAAAAUAAGGCUUAUGCAGAAGCCUCUAAUUAUAAAAUGGUAAGUGCAGUUAAAGACAAAAUAAAAAGUCAGAAGAAAAAUGCAUACAAGCAAAAUGUUGCUUACAGAAUGAAAAAGAUCAGCAUGAGUGUGUAUAAGUACCAUCAGAAUUUGGCUCAUCGAGAGAAGCUUAAACAGAUGAGUGUGUAUAAGUACCAUCAGAAUUUGGCUCAUCGAGAGAAGCUUAAACAGAUGAGUGUGUAUAAGUACCAUCAGAAUUUGGCUCAUCGAGAGAAGCUUAAACAGAUGAGUGUGUAUAAGUACCAUCAGAAUUUGGCUCAUCGAGAGAAGCUUAAACAGAUGAGUGUGUAUAAGUACCAUCAGAAUUUGGCUCAUCGUGACAAAAAGAAAAAAAUGAGUAAAAAGAAAUACCUUAAUAUUGAGCAUAAAACAUGUUUAAUAGAAAGUAUCCAGCAUAAAAGAAAGCUGAUUAAAGUAAAUUCACAAAACUUUAAUUUUGUUGUAGAUCAAUUUUUAGAGAAGGUGAAAGAUGGACCUGAUUUUGUGUGUUGUGUCUGCUCACGGUUGUUGUUUAGACAUCAGGUCUUAAAUUGUAAUCAAGAAUACUAUAGAAAAACCAAAGAAAUGUCACUUAUAGCAGAUAAAUGUAUAAGUGACAAUCAUCUACACAAAUGCAAUGAUGCCUGUAGAUUACCUUGCAAAUUGAAUGUAUGUAGAAAUAAAUUGUACAUCUGUUACACGUGUCAUUAUAAAAUUAGUAAAUGUCAGAUACCCCCAGAAAGUUCAAUCAACAAGCUGACUGUUGAUCCCAUCCCACCUCAACUGGCAUGUUUAAAUACAUUAGAGCAACAUUUAAUAGCGAUGAAUAUACCCUUUAUGAAAAUGUUGGCUCUGCCCAAAGGUGGUCAGAAUGGGAUUCAUGGUCCUGUCACUUGUGUACCUGCAAAUAUAGUGGAAACGUGCAGUUUGUUACCACGUACCAACAUGGAGGGGUCUUUAUUACCUGUAAAGUUAAAACGUAAAUUGACAUAUAAAGGACACUAUGAUUAUCAGUAUGUUGACACACAGCAUGUUCAGGAAGCUCUUCAGUAUUUAAAACGUCAUAAUUUGCAUUAUAAAGAUGUAGAGUUCAAUGAGUCUUGGAUUAACACAUUUACUCAGGAAGAUGAGUCGUCUGUCCUGCAAGAAGAUAGUGGUUCUGGUAAAGAUGAAGAUACUUGCAUAGAUGGAGAAGAUGAGUUAUUGCAUGACAGACAACAGCACUGUAUGUUUCAGGACACCUGUCUCAUGCCAGUAGAUAUAGGACAAGAAGCAUUGGAUCAGUAUGUGGAUAACAUAUUAAAUGUAGCUCCAGGUGAAGGUAACAAUCCAGUGAAAUUGCUUUCAGAUUUUACAAAUGAAGCAAAAAGUUUUCCCGUCUUGUUUCCUUCAGGAUCGAAUACUUACUAUGAAAGCAGACAAUUUCGUUUGACUCUGAAUCGGUAUUUCAACAACAGGCUUCUUCAUGUCGAUGGUCGAUUUGCUAACAAUGUAGAAUAUAUAUUUUUUGCACAGUACAUGUCUGAACUAGAGCAAGUUGUGUCCAAAGUUUCUAUAGCUUUGCGUAAAGGUAAAAGCGGUGAAUCUCAGAAGUUGGGUAAUUUGAUACAGGAUCAGGAUUCUUUAAAUAAGCUGUUAGAGUUUGAUGAUGGCUACCGGUUUCUUAAACCAAUUCGCGGCACACCUGCUUUUUGGCAAUCUGCUCAGCGAGACCUCCUGGCUUGUGUAAAAAUGUUGGGCAAACCUACUUGGUUCGCAUCAUUUUCGUCGGCAGAUUUGAGGUGGACUAACCUUCUUUAUAGUAUUUUGAAACAGGAAGGCAGAACAGAGACAGUGGAACAGCUGGAGUGGGCUGAUAAAUGUGAGCUCCUACGUAGGAAUCCAGUAACUGCUGCCCGAAUGUUUGAUUUUAGAUGGCAUGUCUUCUUAAGGGAAGUGCUAAUGUCUCCUGCCAAUCCCAUUGGUAAAAUAGAAGAUUAUUAUUAUCGUGUUGAGUUCCAGCAGCGUGGUUCUCCUCACUGUCAUUGCCUUUUCUGGGUUUCUGGUGCUCCCAUUUUAGAUAAGAACACAGAUGAGGAGGUCAUUGCAUUUGUUGAUGAAUAUGUCACAUGUGAACUUCCUUCUGAAGACGAUUCACUACAUGAAGUCGUCUCAUCUGUCCAGCAGCACUCCAAACGGCAUUCAAAGACUUGUAGAAAGAAAAAAACUGUUUGUCGUUUUAAUUUUCCACGGCCUGCAUCUGUUAGAACUUUUAUUAGUCGUGGUGAAAAGUAUCAAGAUGCAGUGAAGACUUGCAAGUGUGAUAAAACAGAUAGCACUGUACAGUGUGCCUGUGCGUCUCAAGAUAAAGCUCGUAAACAAGAAAUGGACAAAGAAGUAGCAAGUGCCAUUUUAACUAAAGUAAAGACUGCUAUUUCUAGUGAAGACUGUCCAUAUAACAGUGUAGAAGGUCUGUUUCAGGGCCUGGGUAUCAGUCAGGAACUAUUUGAGAUGGCAUAUAAACGAUUUUGUCGAAAUACACAUGUUGUUUUGAAAAGGGAAGUUAAUGAAAUCUGGAUUAAUCAGUAUAGCAAGUUGCUGUUAAAAGCUUGGAAUGCUAAUCUUGAUAUCCAGUAUUGCGUCGAUGCUUAUGCAUGCUGUGUAUACAUAAUAUCUUACAUGUCUAAAAGUGAACGGGAAAUUGGCCUUCUGCUUGCUAAUUCUCAAAGAGAAGCAGCCAAAGAUGGUAAUCUUAGUGCUAAAGAGGCCUUGAAGACUCUUGGUAAUGUUUAUCUUCAUAAUCGAGAUGUUUGUGCGCAGGAAGCAGUCUACAGGCUAACUAACAUGCAUCUAAAGGAGUGUUCUAGGAAAGUUGUGUUUGUUCCCACUGGUGAUAAUAUAGUGAAAAUGAGUUUGCCUAUUUCUGUUUUGAGGCAAAAAGCAGCAUCACAGGAUCUUACUUCAGAUGACAUGUGGAUGACCGGAUUAGUUGAACGUUAUAAGAAGAGGCCAAAUGAUGAUGUGUUCAAUGAUAUGUGCCUGGCUACGUUUGCAUCAGAAUAUCGUGUUUUGAGUAAAAACGAAAAAUGUAGAAACCCUAUAAAGUUAAGUAAUGAUUUAGGAUUUGUUACAAAAAGAACUCGGACUAAACCAGCGGUUGUUCGUUACGCGCGUUUCUCUGAAACCAAAGACUCGGAGAAAUUUUUUCAAAGCAUGUUGCAGUUGUUUUUACCGUACCGCCAUGAUAGUCAACUUAAGCUUAACUGUGAAACUUUUGAGGAAUUUUACAGAACUGGUUUAAUUAGAUUUUUUGAUAGAACAAACCACUCGGUAAAGGCUGUUGUAGAUUUAAAUCGGAGUAAAUUUGAGUUAGAAUCUGAUCAUUUGGAUGCUGUGAAUAAUAUAGUCGGUGAUGUAAUGUUAGAAGAUGCAUGGUGUGAGUUGUGUCCGGCAGUUGAAAUGGAACGUUUAGAGUGUGUUGAAAUACUGAAAGAAUCAGAACCGACAGUAAGUGACGAGGCAGAAGUAAUCCCAGAUUUGGCUCCAUGUUCAAACCAAACUGCACAUUUAGAGAAGAGAAACACGAUGAGUAGAGGUGAAGGUCUGGCAUUGAUUAGGUCUUUAAAUGAAAAACAGUUUUCUGUUUUUAAUCAAAUCAGGCAGUGGUGUGUAGAUAAAGUUAAUGGUAAUAACCCUGAACCACUGCAUGUUUUUGUUACAGGUGGGGCAGGCGUUGGGAAAAGUCAUUUAAUUCGAGCAAUCGAGUAUGAAACACAGAGAUUACUGUCACCAAGCUGUAGACAUCCUGAUAAUGCAUGUGUAGUAUUGACAGCUCCUACUGGGAUUGCAGCAUAUAAUUUAGGUGCAACAACAAUCCACACUACACUGUCUAUAGGAAAGGAUGUGCGCUUACCGUACACUCCUCUGGGUGAAGAAAAACUAAAUUCUUUACGUACAAAAUAUUGUGAUUUGCAGCUUCUUAUUAUUGAUGAAAUAUCAAUGGUCGAUCAUAACCUGUUGUCCUAUGUUCAUGGUAGAUUACGUCAGAUUAAACAAACGGGUGACUUUUCACCUUUUGGAAAUGUCAGUGUAGUGGCUGUUGGAGAUUUCUUCCAGCUACCUCCUGUUAAAGGGAAGCCACUCUAUUCUGAUGGUGUAGGUAGCAACUUAUGGUCAAGCCUAUUUAAAGUUGUACAGUUAACUGAAGUCGUUAGACAGAAAGAUGCUGUGUUUUCUGGACUGCUAAAUAGAAUCAGAACUCAUACAAAAGGUACACCAUUGUUACCUGAGGAUUUAAAGGUUUUAAAAACUUGUGAAACAGGUGAGGCAAGCUCAGCAUUGCACAUAUUUGCAACAAAUAAUCAAGUAAAUAAUCACAACAUCCAUCAGUUAUGUCACGUUUGUCCUGAUUACAUAUCAAUUACAGCCAAAGAUUAUGUUAAUGAUAAAAGAACAGGCAAACUGAAGUUGUUGGAAGGGAAUCAUGCCAGAGCUUCUAAUACUAACUUGUCAGAAGUGUUACAGUUGGGUAAGGGUGCGCGUGUAAUGUUGUGUAAAAAUGUGGAUGUCAUUGACGGUUUAGUAAACGGAAUUUGUGGUACGUUGACGGAAAUUGUAAUUUUAGAAAAUGACACCUUUCCUAAGAAAGUUUAUGUUCAGUUUGAUGACCAUCGUGUCGGCUUGCAGAGGAGGAAAACCUCCCAGUCUCUGUCAGCAAAUUUAGCUGGAUCUACACCUAUUGAACCCGAGGAGGAAAGAGCCACUGUUAAAGGUGGAUUACGUCGACAAUUUCCUCUUAAAUUAGCUUGGGCGGUUACGGUUCAUAAAGUUCAGGGACUCACUCUUGAAAACGCCGUUGUUAGUUUUAGGAAAAUAUUUGCACCAGGUCAAGCAUAUGUAGCACUUAGCCGUGUAACAAGUCUUUCAGGACUCACAAUUCAGGACUUUGAUGAAAAACGAAUCUAUUGUAAAGAUGACAUUACAGUUGCAGUUAGUAAAAUGACCCCUUUUUUGACUCCAAACUCACAGUUCGACAGAUUUAACUCUUCUGCAUUCACUGUGUUUUUAAUGAAUGUCCAAAGUCUGAAUCGACACGUUAAAGACUUAGCUUUCUGCACACAGCAUUUGCAACCUAAUUGCAUUGCUGUCACAGAAACAUGGGUAUCUACAGACAGAUCAGAUGCAGUAAAGAUUGAUGGCUAUAGUUUUUACAACUGCCCACGAGGUUUAGCUUAUUCUAGUACUCAUGAGUCUUUGAUUGCUUUUCAAGAACAACAACAUGGUGGUGUUGGCUUUUAUACUGCAGAUGGUGUGGCAUUUAAAAUGUUGCAGGCUCCAGACGUCAACUUGGAGAGUUUAGUGUAUAGCUUUGUUAACUUACACAUAGUACUUGGACUCAUUUAUCGACCUCCUCUUUAUCCCCUUUCUUUGCUUAAAGUAAAUUUAACAAAGUUGCUUGAUUGGCUGGAGGUACAAAGUGAGACAUUAGUACUAAUGGGAGAUUUUAAUGAUGACAUUUUAAAAUCAUCAACAAUAUUAAAACUUUUGACUGACAGAGGCUAUGCCCAAAUAGUCAAACAGCCAACAACCGAGAAAGGCACUUUAAUAGAUCAUGUCUAUGUAAAAUCCAACAAGUAUAUAACAGAAGCAUCUGUUAUUCCAACAUAUUUUAGUGAUCAUCAGGGCAUCAUGUGUGCUUUGACACGGCUUUAGUUUACCUCAAAAACAGCUUUGAUUUGAUCAACACCUAACUGCAGAAUUUGUAAUGUAAAGAGGUGUGUGUGUGUGUGUGUGUGUGUGUGUGUGUGUGUGUGUGAUCAAUUUUAGCUUUAACAUUUACUAAUAUUUUACCUUUCCUUACAUGAGCUAUCUCUACUGAGAGCAAAAUCAAUUUCGUUGUACACCUAUGCAAUGACAAUAGAACUUGUAUAUAUAUAUCAUACAUAUAGUCUGUCAGAACUUUUCUAUAUGAAAUAUAUUGGAUGUAUUGUUUUUAAGCAGUGUACAUGUUUCGAUGCCGUUGAGAGGUUGUGCACACUCAGGACAACUUCGCUGCCGCGUUCCAUGUGUGAGAGCAGGGGUUGCAGGACAAUGUGCGCACAGGAGUGUAGCAAGAUUUUUAAACUGUGGGUGCUGAAAUUUCUCUGAUGCAUAUAGGUGAGAAGUGUUACAUUCGCAAACUAUUUAGCUGUCAUGAGAGCAACAAAGGGGGUAAUAACGCGCGGAACGUUUUGGUGUCGUGCAUUUGUCAUGGCACUAGAAUUUCGGGAGUGGUGCAGCACCACGCCUAUGUAGGAAAAACCACUAACUGCUGCUGUAUGCUUCACCAUUUCUGUGAUUUCAAUUUUCAUGUCCCCUACUGACCUAGUCAAAAUAACAUUGAGCCAUUUCCCACCUUCUCUCAGCUCUAGAAUGCUCUUUCCCCUUGUCCUCUGCAUUAAUCUCUCACCCACUUUUUAAUCAAAACUAAAAACAUAUCUGUCCAGAUCAGCAAUUAAUACACUAAUUUUAUUGUUGUAAUGUGUGUGAGUGUGUGUGUGUGUGUGUGUGUAUAUUUCAUCUUCUUUGUUGCAAAAUGUGUAGGAUGUAUUGGAAAGCUUUUAAACGUCUUUUUUAACAUCAAAAUUAAAUGUGUUUAAAAGCUUUCUAAAGGUUUCGUUUCCUGCAUUAAGAUGGUAUUUAUUGAAAUUAAACUGAAAACCUUUAGUACAAUUGGCCUCUCAUUCAUCACUACUGAACGAUGUAACAAUUCAACACCAAAUUAUGCAUAAUGUUAAAAAUUAAACUGGUGAAUUUCAUGCUGUUUUAAUGCAGGGUUUGCUUUACCUGGUAAAAUGCACAAAAAAGCAAAGGCAAUGGUCUGGUCUCCCAAUUGUGGGACAGGGUUCAAAUCCCUGUGUUGCCCUGCUAAUUGUGUUGAUCACUGGAAAAAACUAUUAUUAAAAAAGGCAAAAAACAAUAAACUUUAAGUUUAAAAUCUUACUUGCUGCAAUUCACCCUAGAACUAAACACAUUUUGAUUUCAAGGACAACUGAUAAGAUCACACCCAUGGGCAUUUCUAGCGUGCUUUUGUGAGUACUGAAGCACCCCUAAAUUCAUCUCUAGCACCCCUAAAGUUUAACAUUUAUUUAUUUAUUUUUACAAUUUAUGGUGAUUUUUAAACACAUAUCUAAAACAAUUGGACAAAACAUUGUUUUACAAACAAUAAUAUAGCAAAUCUCCCCUGUCUCAAAAAUGGUUUGAUCGUGCUCACCUUUCCAGCCUCUACUCUGAGCCUUCCUGAGUGGCUGACAUGCCAUUAGGAACCACGUUUCUUUCUGUGGGACAGUCCUGAAUUUACAUUAUUUUUCACAGGUCUUUGAAUCUU
Nothobranchius furzeri (turquoise killifish) is the source of this 9983-nucleotide messenger RNA. The record is from RefSeq and is a predicted model, not a curated record. Lineage: Eukaryota; Metazoa; Chordata; Actinopteri; Cyprinodontiformes; Nothobranchiidae.